ACGGUACAGUUUGGCUUCCCUCAUCGCCCAAGCGCCAUCGCUUAUGAUCCUAAACUGCGAUUGCUGGCCAUUGGAACUCAAAAUGGAGUAAUCAGGGUUUAUGGCCAACCUGGAGUCGAAUUUACAGUUCGCCACAUGAGCGAUGUGGUGAUCACACAUUUGUUCUUUUUGCCAGGACAAGGACGUAUAAUCAGUAUUGGUGAAGAUAAUAUGAUAUGCAUGUGGGAAAUAAAUACCGAAAAUCAAGUAUCACAAUUAGGAGAAACGAAGAGAUACCUUUUAGACGGAAAGUAUAGAAUCUCGGCUUGCUGUUUAGAUGAAGAUGCUAAGCAUUUGUACAUCGGCACUGAUGCUGGUAAUAUCUAUGACUUUGAUGUUGCCGAACUUACGUUAGUUGAAGAUCCACUUAUUCACCAAGAUGCUGUAUUGCAAAAUGUAUCUGAUGAUAAUAAAGUCAACCCUGGUCCUAUUGAAUCUAUCACUCAAAAUCCAUCUGAUAGCAAUCAGCUCCUUGUUGGGUAUAAUCGUGGCUUUGUUGCAUUGUAUGACCUUGCUGGAAAAGAAGUUGUCCAUGUUUACAUGGGAACCUUGGAAUUGGAAUCUUUGUGUUGGCAUAAAAGUGGCACACAAUUUAUCUCAGCUCACAAUGAUGGCAGUUUCGCGGUAUGGAAUGUUAACGACCCUGCUAAUCCAGAACAUCCUCCAUCGACCCCUUAUGGACCAUUUCCCUGCAAAGCUAUCAAUAAAAUUGCUUGGGCAACUUCUGAUAGUGAUCCAUACAUCAUCUUCUCUGGUGGUAUGGCACGUGCAAGUCAUGGUGACCGUCAUUGUGUUACUGUUAUGCAAGGCAAAAAGCAUAUCGUCUUUGAUUUUACUUCUCCAGUAUGCGAUUUCAUACCUUUCUACGGGGAUAAUGCCAGUGAAGAUACUAGGGCUGUUGUCAUUUUGUUGGAAGAAGAAUUGGUAAUGAUAGAUCUCUAUCAUGAAAGUUUUCCGUUAUUCCAAAAGCCGUACCUUUCCAGUCCGCAUGUCACGCCAAUUACUACUUCUGCCCAUAUAUCUGAUUGUCCGCAAGAAUUGCUUGAAAAGAUUCGCUCCGCUGGGACUCUGCAAUGCAAGAAUGAAUAUUCCGAUUGUCCUUGGCCAAUUGACGGUGGCCAAGCUAUGAAUAGUGAUAGUAAUAGAUCGGAACUUCUACUAACUGGUCAUCAAGAUGGCUCAAUUAGAUUUUGGGAUGUUAGCAAUACUUCAUUGCAAUUAUUGUAUACUCUGUCGACAUCUUCGUACUUCAUUACCGAAGGUGAUGAAGAAGACGGUGACAAAAAUGAAGAAGAAGAUAAUUGGCCGCCAUUCAGGAAAGUUGGAAGCUAUGAUCCUUUUAGCGAUGAUGCACGUCUCGCUAUUCUUCAUUUGCAUUUAUGUACAUUCCGUAAUACGUUGGUUGCAGCUGGAGCUGGUGGCCAAGUUUUAGUAUUUGAAUUAUCAGAAGAAGCAACAGAACGUGAACUUGAGCCGAUCCGUAUUGAUUUACCGGAUGACCAAGAAUUCCGUUGGGGUGGUAUGGAACAACUGAUGAGUAGAAAAGAAAGCAUCACUAUGCAACCAGGUUUUCAAGCUACUCACUGGGCUCAGCUAUAUCCUCCAGAUGCAGUGACAGCCCUAGCAGUUCAUACCGAAUGGGAAUUAAUUGCUGUAGGUUGUGGACAAGGAUAUGGAAUGUUUGAUUAUAACAAUGGAUCAUCAGUCUGGAAGAGAUGGACUUAUGGAAUUUACGAAAAAGACAGCGCAAUCAACCCAUUCAACCGCUCAAAAUCAUUCAGAAGGUCGAUGAGAAAUUCUGUACGUCGUGCUCGAAGUUCUUUCCGUCGCCGUGGUGGAGCUGGUGGUAACACUCCCAAAAAAUCUGGUGACGUUGAAACAACUGGAUCACGAAGAAUCGAACCUAGAGAAGAGGCGUCCGGCUCUCUUGUGCGUUCGUUGUACUUUGCCAAUACAUUGAUUCGCGAAGGUUACACUCAUGGGCCAACAUUGUGGGCUGGAACAAAUUUAGGUUCAGUUUUUGUUGAUCAUAUUACUUUGCCCGAUAAAGAAGCUAGAUCAUCAGAAAAAGUUAAAGUUCAGGAAGCUAAGAUUAUUCAACUAGAGCAUAGAGCACCAAUUGUUGAUGUCUUAAUUGCUGAUACCAAGGGAAGUAUAUUGCCUGAACCUUUUGAAGUCGAAUUUGGAAAAGCUAAAAAGCCCGCUUCGAAUGGAGCGCAUUAUGCUGUUAUUGUUUCGGAAGAGCAAAUUAAGGUCUAUUCGUUGCCAUCAUUUAAAUUCCGUAAUAAGGAAAAACUCACUGUUAUUGAUGGUUCCCGUGUCGCUAAAAGCGGUUUAAUUAGAGUCAGAGGUAAAUUUGAAUCUAAUAAUGCCCCAGGUUUAUUAGGAUGCUUAACAAAUCGUGGAGAACUGGUUAUGUAUACCGUCCCUGAUUUACGCUUAGUGGCUCGUAUAAAUUGUAUUGGAAAAGAUAAUGCUAUUGCAAAACGAUCUGCAAUUGUUUCAAGAAAUGGACAGGGAUUCUAUUUACAAACACCUAGUGAACUUCAACGUUUCUGUAUCACUAAGGAAGGCUACAUAUCGUCUGACUGCGUAGUGGAAGUGGACGAGAUGUACCGUCAAAGUCCAGUGAAAGCAGAGCCAGAAGGGUCUGCAGAUGGGUAA
Trichoplax adhaerens is the source of this 2703-nucleotide messenger RNA. RefSeq lists its product as uncharacterized. The annotation marks the transcript as partial. Gene Ontology annotation, biological process: regulation of Notch signaling pathway; establishment of spindle orientation; regulation of establishment or maintenance of cell polarity. The record is from RefSeq and is a predicted model, not a curated record. Gene Ontology annotation, molecular function: myosin II binding; syntaxin binding; GTPase activator activity. The transcript is spliced from 16 exons. Lineage: Eukaryota; Metazoa; Placozoa; Uniplacotomia; Trichoplacea; Trichoplacidae. Gene Ontology annotation, cellular component: plasma membrane; cortical actin cytoskeleton; cytoplasm.